ACACAGAACGCGAUAAUGAAUAAAGAAAUUGGAAGAACCGUGGUUUUUAUAACAAGAAUGUUAACCACAUGGUGCAUAAUAGUGAUUUGUGAAGGUUUCAAUUUAGAAGAGAACGCUAUUUGUAAUAAUAAUUAUAUUAUAGAAGGUAGAAAGAGUAAUGGGAUGAGUAACCUUCUAAUGAAAAUUCUUCCGAACAUAGCGAUGCCAUUUCUAGUUCAAAGCAUAAUACUGCCUUUAGUCUUGGGUGUCAUGAAGCUUACAUUACUGAAUAGUUUGCUUCUAGGAAAACUAGGCAUAUUUCUGUGGAUUAUAAACAUUAUAUACAAAAAUAAUAAUCCAGAUGGAGUACUUUACAGCCAUGCUAUUAAUAUUAACCAUGGAAAUUAUCCAUACAAACAAGGCGGGUAUCCCAAUAAACAGUCUGAUACAUAUGGAAGAAAAAGCAAAAAAAGAAAGAAGUAAUGAGAAAUGAUGAAAUUUUCAUUCGACCUAGUCAAUAUUUUCUAAACGCAAUUUGUAUUGUUUCAGUUUCAA
Diorhabda carinulata is the source of this 534-nucleotide messenger RNA. RefSeq lists its product as uncharacterized. Bases 16 to 462 code for a protein of 148 amino acids. Lineage: Eukaryota; Metazoa; Arthropoda; Insecta; Coleoptera; Chrysomelidae. The transcript has 2 exons. The record is from RefSeq and is a predicted model, not a curated record.